AUGGAGGACGUACGCAUCCCGCAAUGGACCGUCGAGAAGUCCUACACCCGGAGCCAGAACACCAGUCCCGCCAGCACCCCCGAACUCGACGACCACGACAGGAUCCGCCUGGCUCGCUCUAACACAAUGCCCAUGCCCGCCCUGGAGCCGUCGUCGUCGAUGCUCCAGGACCGCUACCUCUCGUCCGAGGAGGACCUCUCGCCAAAUGCCUCGGAUUCGGCCGACCAGUCUGACGACGACGACGACGACGACGAUGUCGAAAUUAUCGAGGUCGCCGUCAUCACCCCACCAGCGAAGCUUGCAAAAGCCGUUUCCUACGUCUCCGCCGGCCGUGCCAAGGUCGUCGACAUGGACGACGCUCAACCCGCGCGGGAACGCACUUUCAGCGUGCCAGCCGUCGCAAACGCAGUUCCCAUUCUCAAGUCUCCAGUGCCCCGCAUGUCCAGGAUGUCUUUUGCAAACUACAGGCCGCCCGUCACCGAAGCCCAGCCAGCCCUUCCGACACGCUCGUCUUCCUUCGGGAUCCCGUCUGCGUGCAGCUCGCCCGCUAUUCCAGCCCGGUCAGAGAGGCGCAAGUCCUCAAUGCCCGCAAGAGAGCGCCCGUCCAUCUCCAGAUCGCCGCUUUCUUUUGACCCUGCUUCGGCACCCCCGGUCCCUGACUGCGGGUCGCUCCGCUCGUCCGUCAAGGUUGUUAGGCAUUACAGCAUGGCAGCGGCGCCUUCGGGCGGUAUCUUCAAUGCCGAUCGUCCCAAGCUCCUGAGGUCGACGACUGAUCUGAGGGCCACGCUCUCCCCCAGUCCUCCAUCGCUUCCCACUCGAUCUCAGUCUACUGAGCCUGAGCCUAUUUCGCCCCUGCUCGAGAAACCCUCGAUCCCUCUCGACUUCGACCUGCGCCGCCCAUCGUCGGCACGCUCAUCAUACUCGCCGAGUUCCAAGCGUGCUUCCGCGAUUCACGCCCGCCAGCGAUCUGGCUCGAUCCAGCUUCCUCCCUUCGCUCCCAACGCCGCUUCUCCUCUGACUCCUCUCACUCCCCAAACCCCCACCUUCCUCAAUACCGAUCCUUUUGCGAAGAAGGAAGAGGACAAGACCGAGGACACCAGCAAGCCGGCGCAUCGCCGUCUGCGUAGCAUUAGCCGGACCCUCAGUCUGGCCAAAAUUGCGCUGAACCCGCAAGGCAGGCGCGGAUCGACAUGGGGCAAGAGCAAGGUCAAGACCGACAAGGUCCACCGUGACUCGAUGGACCUGCAGUCCCCCAUCUCCCCCAUGACACAGACAAAGGAGAGCUUCCUUUCUGUGUCGUCGCCGCUUGCGCCGAACAUGCCGCCGACUCCUGUGACUCCCGGCAUGCAGAUGCCGCCGACGCCGAACACUGCUGUGUUCAGCCCGCGGACGUCGUCCCGCAUGAGCAACAACACGGUCGAGGACGAGUUUGAGCGUCCGCCGAGGACUUCCAGCCUUGGCCACCGGCCUCGACUUGUUCCCCGCGCUGCGGAUGAGAGAGAGCCUGCUGUCAAGCUCCCGCCCUUCCCCGAUGCGGAUGACGAGAUGCGUGUUCCGGGUCGUAGGAGGCUGACCAAGAGGAAGAGCAUGCUCGGCCUCGCGUAA
This is a messenger RNA of Diplodia corticola, 1605 nucleotides long. RefSeq names its product transmembrane protease serine 9. The transcript has a single exon. The record is from RefSeq and is a predicted model, not a curated record. NCBI's taxonomy places the organism in Eukaryota, Fungi, Ascomycota, Dothideomycetes, Botryosphaeriales, Botryosphaeriaceae. Bases 1 to 1605 code for a protein of 534 amino acids.